UUCUGAUAGCGAGGAUACCGAUCAAACCGCGAAAUUAGAUAUAUUCAUUUCAACUUAACUCGUGGCCACCCCGCUGCUUCCCAUUUUUUCAAAAACACCAAACCUUGCCUCUUCGUUCGCAGCCAUCACAGGAUUCUACUUGCUUCAUUUUCCAUCCGAAAUGUUCGUUUCAAGGUCCGCCAUUGUUGGCCUACUGCUGCCCUCAGCAUCCGCCGUUUCACAUAGCGCAAAGGAGGGGUUCGUAUCGACUCUUGAUGCAUUGAACUGGCUUACGGGUAACAAGGGCGAAGAGCUUGGAAAAGUCGAGGUGAAGACUACUAAGGUUGAUCGCACGAAUUGUGGCUUUCCCCUGAGGAGAUACAGAAAGGACUCUGAUGUGUCUUGGUGGUUUUUACCUGGCAUCUGCCUCGCAAAUAGUUUCUUGGAGGGCAUCUUUUGCCGUCUCUUCUCAUCACCCUCCUGGUUUCAAUCUUUUACUGUCAGUUGGAUCCCAAAGCGAAUCGAAUAG
Fusarium oxysporum Fo47 is the source of this 508-nucleotide messenger RNA. RefSeq lists its product as uncharacterized. The coding region runs from base 161 to 508 and encodes 115 amino acids. The record is from RefSeq and is a predicted model, not a curated record. Lineage: Eukaryota; Fungi; Ascomycota; Sordariomycetes; Hypocreales; Nectriaceae. The transcript has 2 exons.